Dromaius novaehollandiae (emu) is the source of this 6902-nucleotide messenger RNA. RefSeq names its product platelet derived growth factor receptor alpha (gene PDGFRA). NCBI's taxonomy places the organism in Eukaryota, Metazoa, Chordata, Aves, Casuariiformes, Dromaiidae. Gene Ontology annotation, cellular component: plasma membrane; signaling receptor complex. Gene Ontology annotation, biological process: embryonic cranial skeleton morphogenesis; positive regulation of kinase activity; multicellular organism development. The record is from RefSeq and is a predicted model, not a curated record. Bases 382 to 3645 code for a protein of 1087 amino acids. Gene Ontology annotation, molecular function: platelet-derived growth factor binding; ATP binding; platelet-derived growth factor alpha-receptor activity. The transcript has 23 exons.
CAAGGCUGGUGAGAGCUGCAGGCUGAGACUGGCCCCCCUGCCUGCGUAAGAGCCCGCCGCCGGCGCGGCCGCGGGGCGGGGGGCGCCGAGCGCGCCAGCGCCGCUCUUAUUCUGAAGGGGCCGGAGGGGGCUUCAUUUCCUGACAGCUAUUUACUUAAAGCAAAUGAUUAGUUUUGGAAGGAUGGACUAUAACAUUGAAUCAAUUACGGGACGCGGUUUGUGAGACCAUUACAGUCGGGUCUGGAGGGAGGGCGAGCGGGAGCGAAAGAGCGCGGUGGAGCGGGGAAAGUCACAAAAGACGUGGACAUAUUUUGGAUACUUUACAAUUUGCAGGACCGUAGCUGCGGAUUACAAAGCAGAAGGUAAGAGCUGUUGAUAGCCAUGGGUACUUCCCCAAGGAUAUUCCUGAUCCUGGGAUGUUUCUUCACAGGACCAUUCCUAACAUUUUGCCAGCUUCCUCUGCCAACUAUUGUUCCCAGUAGAAACAAAAUGGUCGUACAGCUGAAUUCCAAUUUCACACUGAAAUGCUCUGGAGACAGCGAAGUGAGCUGGCAGUACCCAGUGAUUGAGGGAAGCCACAGGAUAGACAUCAGACACGAAGAGAACAACAGUGGCCUCUUCGUGACAGUGCUGGAAGUAGGAAAUGCCUCAGCCGUGCAUACGGGCUUGUACGUUUGCUAUUACAACCACACUCAGGUGGAGGAUGGGGAAGUGGAAGGGAAGGACAUCUACAUCUAUGUGCCUGAUCCAGACAUGCCUUUUGUUCCUUCCAUACCAGAAGAUCAGUUCAUCUUAGUAGAAGAAGGUGAUCCUACCAUUAUCCCUUGUCGUACAAGUGACCCAAAUGCUCAAGUGACUUUAAUUAACAGUUUAGACAAGGCUGUCCAUGCUUUCUACGACAGCAAGCAAGGCUUCAUUGGGAAUUUUCCUGCAGGCUCAUAUACAUGCAAAACAACAGUUAAAGGCGUGGAGUUCAAGUCAGAAGAGUUCCUCAUCUAUAUUUUAAGAGCUACUUCACAGCUGCCGGUUGAAAUUGAAGCUCUUAAAACUGUCUACAAAACAGGCGAGACCAUUGUGGUAACUUGUGUGGUCUUCGACAAUGAGGUGGUUAAUUUACAAUGGAAUUAUCCUGGGAAAGUGAAAGAAAAAGGUCUGAUAAAACUUGAUGAUAUCAAAGUCCCAUCGCAGAAGCUGGUUUACACCUUGACCGUUCCUGAGGCAUCAGUGAAAGACACAGGGGAUUAUGAAUGUACUGCUCGGCAUGCAACCAAGGAGGUUAAGGAAAAUAAGAAAGUAGUCAUUACAGUACACGACAAAGGAUUCAUUCAUCUGGAGCCUCAGUUCAGCCCUUUGGAAGCUGUCAACCUACAUGAAGUGAAGCAUUUUGUUGUUGAUGUGCAGGCAUAUCCAGCUCCAAAAAUGUACUGGCUGAAGGACAAUGUGACUCUGAUUGAAAAUCUUACUGAGAUUGUUACUAGUUCAAACAGAGUCGAGGAGACAAGGUUUCAAAGUAUAUUAAAAUUGAUCCGGGCCAAGGAAGAAGACAGUGGGUACUAUACUUUGGUUGCUGAAAAUGAAGAUGAGAUUAAAAGAUACACCUUCUCAUUGCUAAUACAAGUUCCAGCCUUAAUCUUAGACCUGGUGGACGAUCACCACGGCUCAGCAGGGGGGCAGACCGUGAGGUGCUUGGCGGAAGGGACCCCGCUUCCCGACGUGGAAUGGCUGGUUUGCAAGGACAUUAAAAAAUGCAGCAAUGACACCUCAUGGACUCUUUUGACUAACAAUAUCUCUGAUAUACACAUGGAAGCUCAUCUGGAUGAGAAAAACAUGGUGGAAAGCCAGGUGACCUUCCAGAAGGUAGAGGAAACCCUGGCUGUUCGAUGCAUGGCAAGAAACGACCUUGGUGCUGUUACUCGAGAACUGAAGCUCGUGGCUCCCACCUUGCGAUCAGAGCUAACAGUGGCUGCCGCAGUCUUAGUACUUUUAGUGAUUGUGAUAAUUUCACUGAUUGUGCUGGUCAUCAUAUGGAAACAGAAGCCAAGGUAUGAGAUAAGAUGGAGAGUCAUUGAGUCUAUUAGCCCCGAUGGCCAUGAAUACAUUUAUGUGGACCCAAUGCAACUGCCUUAUGACUCCAGAUGGGAGUUUCCUCGAGAUGGGCUAGUGCUUGGUCGAAUCCUUGGUUCUGGUGCAUUUGGAAAAGUAGUUGAAGGGACUGCAUAUGGAUUGAGCCGCUCUCAACCAGUGAUGAAAGUAGCUGUGAAAAUGCUGAAACCUACAGCUAGAUCCAGUGAAAAACAGGCACUCAUGUCUGAAUUGAAGAUAAUGACGCAUCUCGGGCCUCACCUGAAUAUUGUGAAUUUGCUUGGAGCUUGUACAAAAUCAGGUCCUAUUUACAUCAUCACUGAAUACUGCUUUUAUGGUGAUUUGGUGAACUAUUUGCAUAAGAAUAGGGACAAUUUCCUGAGCCGACACCCGGAGAAGCCAAAGAAGGAUUUGGACAUCUUUGGAAUGAACCCAGCUGAUGAAAGCACAAGAAGUUAUGUGAUUUUAUCUUUUGAAAACACUGGAGAAUACAUGGACAUGAAACAAGCUGAUACCACUCAAUAUGUGCCGAUGCUGGAAAGGAAGGAAGGCUCUAAAUACUCGGAUAUCCAGAGAUCCGUGUAUGAUCGCCCUGCUUCAUACAAGAAGAAAUCUAUGUCAGACUCAGAAGUCAAAAACCUUCUUUCAGAUGACAGUUCAGAAGGCCUCAGCCUAUUGGAUUUGCUGAGCUUCACCUAUCAGGUUGCACGGGGAAUGGAAUUCUUGGCCUCUAAAAACUGUGUACACCGUGACUUGGCAGCUCGUAAUGUCCUUCUGGCUCAAGGAAAAAUUGUGAAGAUCUGUGACUUUGGCCUGGCUAGAGACAUCAUGCAUGACUCCAACUAUGUCUCCAAGGGCAGUACUUUCCUUCCAGUAAAAUGGAUGGCACCUGAAAGCAUUUUUGACAAUCUGUACACAACAUUAAGUGAUGUCUGGUCUUACGGAAUUCUGCUGUGGGAAAUAUUUUCUCUUGGUGGCACACCAUAUCCUGGCAUGAUGGUUGAUUCUACUUUCUACAAUAAGAUAAAGAGUGGCUACCGAAUGGCAAAACCAGAUCAUGCUACCAAUGAAGUGUAUGAGAUCAUGGUGAAGUGCUGGAACAGUGAACCGGAGAAAAGACCUUCUUUUUACCAUUUGAGUGAAAUUGUGGAGAGCUUGUUGCCUGGGGAGUAUAAAAAGAGCUAUGAGAAGAUUCAUCUGGACUUCCUGAAAAGUGAUCACCCAGCUGUCACGCGCAUGAGAGGGGACUGUGACAAUGCUUACAUUGGUGUCACCUACAAGAACGAAGACAAGUUAAAGGACAGGGAGAGUGGAUUCGAUGAGCAGAGACUGAGUGCUGACAGCGGAUACAUCAUCCCCCUGCCUGACAUUGACCCUGUUUCUGAAGACGAGCUUGGCAAAAGGAACAGGCACAGUUCCCAGACAUCUGAAGAAAGUGCCAUUGAAACUGGUUCCAGUAGCUCUACUUUUAUCAAGAGAGAGGAUGAGACCAUUGAGGACAUUGACAUGAUGGACGACAUCGGGAUUGACUCCUCAGACCUGGUAGAGGACAGCUUCCUGUAACCCCCCAGAAGCCACGAACACCUGCCAGCUCUGCACAAGGAGAAGCUUGCCAUACAGUCUACAGACUUCUGCUCCACAGAGAAAACCACUUUAUUGCGAUGUAAAUGAUGUGAAGAGAAGAUGGACUUGUACAGAGAAACUCCCAGCGUUGGGCACGGGAAUCAGCCUGACUACGAAUGAGAGAGACAUGUUGAAGAUGGAUUUUUUUUAGUGUUGCUUCUUGCAGUACUUCAGUAGCAUCUCAGUGUUGUUUGCCAUUUGAACUGGUAGAAGGACGAAGGAAAAGGCCACAAACAGACCAGUUGUGUGUUUCAAGGGCAUUCAUAUGACUUGGAUGGAUGGAAUUUCCACUGCAGCAAUACUUCACCCUUGUAAUUAUGUAAAUAACUGUCCACUCAAGGAUCUUUUGAGGUGCACAUCGAACAUAUUCUCUGGAUGUUAGAAGAGAUCACUCAUGAAUUUUGUGUACUUCCUCCCUCAAUCUCAGUGUCAGCUGCUGUUGAACUAUCAUGUGAAUUGAAGAACAUGCAAAAACCACUUUUGGACCAAAAAGGUCUAAAACCACAAGGGACUAACUGGUACUACAAAACAUGUUACUUUUUACCAUUAAUGCAAGUAAAGGGGAAUAAUAAUAAUAAUAAUUAAAAAAAAAGUCUAUAAUAGGUGUUAGAAACCUAGAAAGUCUUUAUUAACUGUAGAAGAUAGCUGUUUUCAUAAUAAUACUACUACCAUUUUCAGUAACACUAAGUAUAUAUUUUAUAAUUCAUUGUCCUUCAGUAAAGCACAGUUUCAAGAAACUUUACUAAGUAGGAGAAAAAGAUUUAUGACCUGAAAAUUUUUAUGAAACAAUCGUUUUAUCUGGCUGCACACAGUAUGGUAAGUGCUCUGGUUAGCUAAAACUACUUUAACAUGGAGAAACAUUUGUAUCUUCUAAUGUGCUAAGAUUUAGUUUUCUAUCAUCAGCUGAGUAGCUUUUCUAAUCAGAUGUACUAAAAGCAAUUACUGUCUUCUGAUUUAGAGAGGUUCUAAACAUUUUUAAAUUUUUUAAAAUGAAAAUUUAUGCCACAUUUCCAAGAUGCUGCAGAAUGGAAGUAUUUGAUAAACCACCAGCAACAUCCCAUUAUUAGUGUUUCAUGGGAACUCAAAAGAAAUCUUGUCCUGGGGUGAGCUGUGAAUAAUUGAGUUGAUAUUUGAACUGGUCAAGGAACAAAGACAUCUCCCCUAGCCUGGAACUCCAGAUUAAAUAAGAAGAAGUAACUCCACAACAAAUAUACUUGUCUUAGCUGUCAGGUUUAAAUAGCAUCAGAAAACUCUGAGUCUAUUAUCUUUGCAGACUGAAACUACAAACAGUAAUUGCUUCCAAAUGUGUUUUUUGGAGGAAGGCGUAUGAAAAUGAAUCCAUUUUCAGUUUGCAAUAGUUGUUUAUUGAUGCCACUUACACGAACAAAGUAUUAUGAUUACUGCUAUCACUGUAAAAUGUAUUAUCAACAUAUGAUGCUUUGGAAGACUUACAUGUGAAAGAGGUACAUUACCACAGUGGACCCCAUCCUUUCUGGUGCUCAGCUUUCAGACUCGGCACUAAUUCAGUGCAAUGAGCGCCUCACACGAAGUGCUUGGCAUCUGGCAUGACACAGUCAAUGCAAAUGCGAUGCAAACUCACUCCUGUGUUGCAGCCUUUUCCUGGGAAGUGUGAAGGACAGACCAGCAGUGACGGACAGAACAUGCUGCCUGGAUUCUGAAUAACAAAUCUAAAAUUCAAAUUUAAAUGGCCCUAGGAAAAGCUACACAACUCCCCUUGACUUCACUUGUUCUGGAGAGUUGUGAAUCAGAUGAAAACAAAUGUAAUAUUGUCAGUGUUACAGGCAAAUAAUUCUGGAUCUGGAUUUAAAAAUGUCUUCUGACUAAGGCCACAUGCAAAUGUACUGCAAAUGUGAAAAUAUGACUUGAAGUGAGGCACAGAGAUUUUCAGCCCUGAGGAUGGCUAACGGUCCGAAUGAGCCAUCAGCACAUGAGCACAUCCUCCACUCCUUGCAGUCAACAGAUCGAGUGUCUUUUUGGAAGCAGUGCUUUAGCGAAACACGUCACUGAGCUCUGUACAGGGAUAACUGUGAAAUUUAAAGGCUCUUGAUGUAGCCAGGACAGAUAAGAUAAUGCCUCCCUCUGACUAUGAAGUAUAAAUUGGGGAAACACAAAUGAUCUACUAGAUAUCCCAGAUAUCUGAAUGGCCGCUUGAGACCACACAUGCCUUAAUUUGCAUGCAGUCAGUACAGCUACACAUUAGGCAAGCGGAUUCACCUGCAUUUUUGCACAUGGCCUCGUGUUCUUCAUGGUUUGAAAAUCAGGCCCAGCAUGUUUAAUUGUAUCAGGUACUGGUAUAUAAGAUAUUUUCAUGUGACCUUCCCUUCCUCUCACUGGUUUCAUCCUGUAUCUCACAACGCGUCUUGGCUCUAGACCCAAACUGGAGAUAUGAACCAGAACUGGCUUGCUUUCUGAUCCCUGGUAAUGUUAAUUUUCCAUCCUGUAAUGAGUACCGUGUAAUGAACUGCAUCCAUGCCAGGGGUCUAGCCAAACCCAGCUCAUUUCAGGCUUGGAAUCAUAAACUAGCCUAGGAAUUGGGAAUGAGAGGCAGAGGAAGAGAGGGGAUUUACUGGAGUGGGAGAGGAUGAUUCAUUUAGUUUUACAAUAUUUUCAGUAUUACAGACUUUUUCUUUUAUGGCUUUAUUUUUGAGAAGCCACUGGAAGAGAUAUUCCCAAUUCUUUCUCUAGAGUAAUUGUAUAAUGACAAUCAGCAUUAGCCUAUGAAACACAGCUUGUGAUUUGGAAUGGCCAACCAAUUCCUUACAGUGUGGUCUGCAACUUGUAAAAAAUGGUCCUAUUACAUGAUGAAGGACGUAAGAUAUGGUGAUGUUAUACAUCAAUAUGUAUAUAAGUAUUUUUAUAUAGACUUCUAGAAUACUGCCAAACAUUUAUGACAGCUAUAUCACUGCCUUUUGUUUAUAUUUUUUUUACUGUGAUAUAUUCCACAGGCACGUUAACUGUUGCACUUUGAAUGUCCAAAAGUUAUAUUUUAGAAUAAUAAAGAAGGAAGUGUUUCCAAAAUGGUGGCUGUUGUGAAAUGUUUGAAGAAGGGCAAACUGGCCUGAGUGAUGGUAGGCACAAAAUGUAUUACAAAAUGCCCCUGUCGAUAUUUUGUCUUUAAAAAAAUCUUGUAAAUUAAGAUCUCUAUAUUUCAAUAAAUGAUAUAUAAUUUAAGGAUA